AACCGACAGCCGGCUUUCAGGCACAUCCGUCUGCGCUGGUCGCGCAACAAAUUUGAAUCCAUGUCUAACGUGCCCAAUGGCAUUCAAGCCGACUUUCCGACCGAUAGCGACCAGGUCAUUGUGACAUUGGCCGCGGAAUCCAGUCAUUUUGCAAUGACGUUCAGGCUCAAGCGCAAUCAGCCACUGAAGCUGGUAAAGGAAGCGUUCGCCUCCUACCUUGACUGGCACGCAAGGGAAUUUGAGUAUGUCUUUCAAGGCCGCGUAGUUGAAGAUGAUGCUACCCCAGAGCAGCUCGCGAUGGAGUCCCACGACAACACGAUCGAGAUAUCAAUUCAAUACAGGCUCAUUGUAGGCCGCUCCGAAUCGGGUCAGCAAAAUUUAGACGACGCCAAAGUUGAGUUACUGCAUGUGACGUACGCGGAAGGAGGCAUCGACUUUAAUGUGAGAGCCUGUGGUCAGUAUCUUAUAUCUGGUGUUGGUGGUAUAUCAGUCCGCGUUGCGCACGACUGUAGCCUUGGUGGCGUUAUGUUAGACUUCGAACGGCUGGCUGGGUAUUGGUCGCUGCGCUUCUUAUCGAAUGGUCAUAGGAUCAAGCCAGGUGAUACUCCGAACAUGUUGGAGAUGCGGGAUGGCGAUGACAUCGAUGCGUACCUCGACAUGGGACCUACGCCGCGCGCAUCGGAUCCCAUACCAUAUACUGUGAUGCGAUUGUUGUAGGAAUCGAGACUCUUCUACCCGGAGUUGGAAACUGCAUGCUCGAGCGAGAGGCCUAGGGUAAUGCGCUAGAUCAGCGAAGCGAUCCAGGUUCACGUACAGUACAUUUGGUAGUGCAGUUCUAUGCCAUAUUGGAC
Messenger RNA from Cercospora beticola, 851 nucleotides. Its product is annotated as sumo domain-containing protein. The record is from RefSeq and is a predicted model, not a curated record. Gene Ontology annotation, molecular function: protein tag activity; ubiquitin-like protein ligase binding. Gene Ontology annotation, cellular component: nucleus. Gene Ontology annotation, biological process: protein sumoylation. NCBI's taxonomy places the organism in Eukaryota, Fungi, Ascomycota, Dothideomycetes, Mycosphaerellales, Mycosphaerellaceae.